GCAAUGACGUAGGUUGCUAUCGCGAGGAUAUCACAUUUAGCUUCUUGGCUUAUUAGCCAUUAGGCCGCCAAACGCUUGAUUGGUGAUCUUGUUCUUUCCAAAUGUACUCUUCUUGGAGAAACUAAACGUCUACGUGUUACCGUUUGAUAUCUCCCUCGCGUCUACAAGGCAGGAAAUAAACACUGGACCUCGCGUUGGACGGUUUCCAAUGAUGAGUUAUGCUGAAAAACCUGAAGACAUCACAAAAGACGAGUGGAUGGACAAAUUGAACAACGUGAACAUUCAGAGAGCGGACAUGAACCGGCUCAUUAUGAACUACCUGGUGACCGAGGGAUUCAAAGAGGCGGCAGAGAAGUUCCGCAUGGAGUCUGGCAUCGAGCCCAGUGUGGAUUUGGACUCUCUAGAUGAAAGGAUAAAGAUCCGAGAGAUGAUCCUGAAGGGACAGAUCCAGGAAGCCAUUGCACUCAUCAACAGCCUGCACCCGGAGCUGCUGGACACCAACCGAUACUUAUACUUUCAUCUCCAGCAGCAACAUUUGAUCGAGCUCAUCCGGCUAAGGGAGACCGAGUCAGCGCUGGAGUUUGCCCAGACACAGCUGGCCGAGCAGGGGGAGGAAAGCCGCGAGUGCCUCACAGAGAUGGAAAGAACGCUCGCCCUCUUAGCCUUUGACAACCCCGAAGAGUCGCCCUUUGGAGAUCUGCUCAACAUGAUGCAGCGGCAAAAGGUGUGGAGCGAGGUGAAUCAAGCGGUCCUGGACCACGAAAACAGGGAGUCCACUCCCAAAUUGGCCAAACUCCUCAAGUUACUGCUGUGGGCACAGAACGAGCUGGACCAGAAGAAAGUGAAAUACCCGAAAAUGACUGACCUGAGUACGGGAACCAUCGAGGACCCCAAGUGAACCGAUAAGCAGGAAGACCACCGUCUUUUACGGCCCCCCCCCUUAAUUUAUGAUCAACCGCACGGCUGUUGCGACUGGAUAGUGUGCUAAACUGAGUUUUGAUGAAGUUUCUUGGCUGAACUUGGUCAUCAUGACUUGUUGCAUUCAAACAGCACCAUCUAAGUUAGCAUGGAGCUAUACAGUGGUGCCUUGAGAUACGAGUGACCUGACUUGGAAGUUUUCCGAGAUACAAGCCAUCCUUCGACUGUUUUUUUUGUUGUUUGUAUUUUUUUUUUUGUGUGUGUUGUUUUUUUUUUUCUACUUGCGAGCAAAAAUUUUAGAUACUAAGCGCCGUACGGUGGCAGUCAACUCAACUCGCGUCACGUCAAGCAGAAGAUUGGCAGAUCGUGAACAAUUUAAAAGAAAAGGCUUCCAGCUGUUUGCCACUCCCAAUUAACGUUUACUGUCAAACUGAACAUAAAACAGAGAAUCACGUGUAUUUUUUAACCAAACCACAUAAUUUUGCCUUACAAAUAUCUGCUAGCUCAAUGCUAACACACAAUGCAAUAUGCUAUAGAGCGUUAUAACCCUUUAAGCAGUAGGGUUUAUGCCAGAGAUGGGGAUGGAACUUCUGGCAAAAAAUUCUGCCACCCUAAGUACUUUGGGUGCCCACAGCCACCAUGGUGUCAGGGUGAGAUUUUUGUAAACACUAUCUGCCAGUCAAUGUCAUGGCAGACUCCCGAAGUAAAAUAAAACCGUUAAAGUUUCAGCGAACAAAAAGCACUGCUGCCGAUCACUGAUGUGUGCCUUUGUGUACAGCACACGACGCCGCUGAGCGAAGCAUAGAGCAAAAUGAAAAGCAAUGAGAACUUUUUCAAGCUUGUACAUAUUAUGCCAACAAAAAAAUAUUGUGACACAUUGCCGAUUUUAUUUUGAAGCUUGUGGAUGACCAAAGGCUAACUUGCAGCCAGUCAGUCAAAAAUAGUUGAGCAAUGCUAUGAAGUCACGCAAGAAUGACAUAAUGCCUUUCAAUUUUGCAUCUUUGUGCUUUUCCAGGUGCAUAUACUGUUCCAAGUUUUAAACGCAAUCUUACGCAGGAUGCGAUUGCCACUGCUGCAAGAUUGAGUUUAAAUAAAACAAUGUCUCUUGUGGUUGCUUCCUCCAAAUGACCAGUUCGACAAAGUAAAACCCUACUUAAAAUGCGAGAUACGAGUUCAGAAUGCUUAGUGUGCAAAAGCCCGGCGACGCCAAGCCCGGCCAGCUGCAGUCUUUCUAGUUGUCCCUAAUCAAGUUGCCUGCCUCACAGGUUAAAAAGAAAACAACAAAAACAAACUGCUUUCUACUUGAAAUCACCACAAAAGGAGGAAACACGAGUUUAUUUUUAUUCUAAUUUGCUUUUCUAAAGAAACAUGAGUAAAAUGUCAGUGAUUGUGUCAUCUCUUGUAGUUGACCAAAGAAUGAGUGGGCUCUAGUGAGCUAACAUUAGUGGCUAUGCUAGCUACGUGAAAACAAUCGGUCCAUAUUGAAGUAGUGACGUGAAUAAAUGUACUUAAAUGAUACAACGCAACUCAUUCGAUAACAUUUGUGGUGUGCCUUGAGUGAAUUGUAAAUAAUCCAGUCAUUUUACAUAGAGAUGAAUGGACCGGAAAAGGCGGUGCGGAAUCACCGGGACCUUAAAACCAGAAGUGCGUGGCAUAAACCCCUAUUGCUACUUGAACACAAACAGUGGAGCAACGCAUGCAGACAGACAAUAAAACAAUACACACAGGCAUAUAUUCUUUAUUUGUUGUGAAAAAAUAUUACUGCAUCUUACUGAGUCAGUUGUGAAACUCUUCUUCAUGACUCCCAUCUGUAUUAUAAUUCCCCCAGGUGGCCACGGUGCACACGCCAGAAGUAGCAGCACAAUUUCCAUAGAAUUUUCAUCCAUCCAUUUUCUGUACUGCUUAUCCUCACUAGUGUCGCGGGUGUGCUGGAGCCUGUCGCAGCUAUCUUUGGGCGAGAGGCGGGCUACACCCUGAACUGGUCACCAGCCAUUCGCAGGGCACAUAUAAACAAACAACCAUUCGCACUCACAUUAAUACCUACGGGCAUUUUCCCAAUUAACCUAUCCUGCAUGUUUUUGGGAUGUGGGAGGAAACCGAAGUACCCGGAGACCAUGGAAACUCCACACAGGCGGGGCCGGGAUUUGAACCCCGGUCCUCAGAACUGUGAGGCAGAUGUGCUAACCCGGCGUCACCGUGCCGCCUCCAUAAAAUUUAAGCAAAAUCAUUUGGCAAAAACUGUUCGAUUCUUUCUAUUUGAUUAUGUCUUGACUGUAUAUUUUAGAAAUUAAAUCUAUGAGAGUGUGAGAUUUUUUUUUUUAUUUAAAAAAAGUCAUUUUGGGGGAAGACUGGAAUUAAUGGCAUUUCAAUGGGGAAAGAUUAUUUACGAUACUAUCUCAAGGCACUGCUGUAUUUUUUAUUGUGGUCACUAUUUUUCAGGACUUCUGAUUUCAAACUCAAUUUCAGCAUUAUAACAUAUUACUUCGUGUGGCUCACUAGUGACUAUCAAUCGUUACUAAAAGAAAAUGGAAUCUGUUUGAAAAAUACUGGUUUCAUGGUAACAUGCUACUUUUUGUGCAAAUACGUCAUGGCGACGUUCAGCCAGGAUACCCGAAAUUGGCUUACCCUGCUAUCCAGGACUUGUGCAACAGUGUAUACUGUAUGUAUAAAGUAUUACUCUUUGCUUUUCAUGUGUCAUCAAGGAGAGACGAGACUGUAAAUUGCUGUAUUUACAAAAUAACAUUUAAAUACCAACACUGGGUUUUUAGACAAAUGUUGAGUCAACAAAUACAAGUUGCUAUUUUAUACAUUUGUGUUUCUCAAAGGUGUUGAGUCUGUAGUAUUUAUUGUCAAUUUUCUGCAUUGCUGGAACUUGUUUUGAUAUGAGCGUUACCCGGGUGAGCUGCCAGAUUGGAUAAGAGUAAAACUGUGAAGUGUGUAACAAUUAAACAGACAAGCAAGACAGACAAGAUAUUUUAGACUGAGCCUGUGUGUGUGUGCGUGUGUGUGUGUGUGUGAGUGAGAGAGAAAACCACAAUGGAAUCUAAAUGUAACUAUAUAUAAAUUAUGACUGAAUAUACUUCAUCAGUACAUGUUUCCCCUUUUUUUUUAACCGUCUUUUCACAUUGACUGCAUGUAAGUGUCUUAUUUAACGCAGGAAGGACACUUGUGCUUGUCUCAUAUGGUUCGGUUUUACUUUUUUAAGGAAACCAACUUGCUGCUAGUUGUACAUCCUUAAGUUGUGUCAACCUUGUGUUGUCUUUCCAGAGACGUGCUCUGACAUUUGGGAGACAUCGAGUGCUUGCGUCCCUUUUAAUUAAUCCACAUUUCUAAGAGCAGAUUUGCUAAUAAACAUAACUUUUGUGAAACAUU
Messenger RNA from Phyllopteryx taeniolatus (common seadragon), 4290 nucleotides. Its product is annotated as glucose-induced degradation protein 8-B homolog. The record is from RefSeq and is a predicted model, not a curated record. Gene Ontology annotation, molecular function: protein binding. Lineage: Eukaryota; Metazoa; Chordata; Actinopteri; Syngnathiformes; Syngnathidae. Gene Ontology annotation, biological process: proteasome-mediated ubiquitin-dependent protein catabolic process; positive regulation of canonical Wnt signaling pathway. The transcript has 5 exons. The coding region runs from base 209 to 898 and encodes 229 amino acids. Gene Ontology annotation, cellular component: cytoplasm; nucleus.